UCCUGCCCAGGGCUGGGCCCGGCAGCUCCGCCAUGGUGAACCUCGGUGUGCGGCGGGUGGAGGAUGGUGUGGCCGCCAAGCACCCGGCGCUGCAGCAGUACGCGGCCUGCCAGUCUCACGCCUUCAUGAAGGGCAUCGGCACCUUCCUGGCAGGCAGCGGGGCCGCCUUCGCAGUGCAGAAGCUGGCGCGGCAGAAGCUGCCGUACAGCCCGCAGUGGAGCCUGCUGCUGGCUGCGGCUGCAGGGUCCCUCGGAAGCUACGUGGUAACCAGAGCUGAGACGCAGAAAUGUUCCAACUUUUGGAUUUACCUGGAGACAGGCAAGUCCCCACAGGAGCUCGCCGUGACUGGUCAGCCCGCAGAAAACCUCCCCCGUGCAGAGGACAGGGAUAGCAUCGCAGCACUGGUGAAGAGGAACAGGUACGGUGACGUGGUGGAGUAGCCAGCAGAGCACAGCAUUCCGUGCCCAUGUCCUGCUUCACUCCCUCCUGCCUGUCCAACCUGAGGCUGCCCAUGCUGCCUGUGAGGGUGGUAGGCGUGGUGACACUGCUGGAAAGCUCAGAGGACUUGAUCCUGCAGUGAGAGCAUGGUGGAGAUACCUCAGGGAUUGCUGCUGCCUGUCCCAUGGCCUCUGCACAUUGCACUGCGGGUACAAUAAAAGUUGAGAGCUGAAGGCA
This is a messenger RNA of Pseudopodoces humilis (Tibetan ground-tit), 675 nucleotides long. RefSeq names its product transmembrane protein 141 (gene TMEM141). The record is from RefSeq and is a predicted model, not a curated record. NCBI's taxonomy places the organism in Eukaryota, Metazoa, Chordata, Aves, Passeriformes, Paridae.